AUGCCAGCACCAUAUCCAUCAAAUAGUACAAUGAAUGCUGGAAUGCAACCUCAAUAUCAAACAUCUCCUAUGAAUCCACCACCAUACUACAAUGCAGCUGUACCACCACCAAUUCCUGUAUAUGUUCAACCAACACCAGUUGUUCAACAUUUAGGAGGUUUUUUAGGACAUAGCCCUCAAGCAACACAAUGUCCAUCAUGUCGACAACAAAUUAUUACUAGUGUUCGAUAUGAAAAUGGUGGUUCCACAUGGGCUAUAUCAUUUCUUAUUUGUAUCUUGGGCGGUUUUCUUGGCUGUUGUUUUAUUCCUUUUUGUGUUACAUCAUGUCAAGAUGCUGUACAUACAUGUCCAUCAUGUCAUGCUCAUAUAGGUCGACGAACUGUUUUUUAA
Messenger RNA from Adineta steineri, 390 nucleotides. The record is from the annotation of a GenBank genome assembly. NCBI's taxonomy places the organism in Eukaryota, Metazoa, Rotifera, Eurotatoria, Adinetida, Adinetidae.